This is a messenger RNA of Anneissia japonica, 2189 nucleotides long. RefSeq names its product cholinesterase-like. Gene Ontology annotation, cellular component: plasma membrane. Gene Ontology annotation, biological process: choline metabolic process; acetylcholine catabolic process. The record is from RefSeq and is a predicted model, not a curated record. Gene Ontology annotation, molecular function: acetylcholinesterase activity. Bases 156 to 1982 code for a protein of 608 amino acids. The transcript has 4 exons. NCBI's taxonomy places the organism in Eukaryota, Metazoa, Echinodermata, Crinoidea, Comatulida, Comatulidae.
UUGAUGGGGGGUGCGUCCUUACAUCACAUCGAUUAUGAUGAUAUACUGUGGGAAACGAGUCAGACCGAACACUUGCAGUUUGAUCGUAUUUCGAGCAAGAGUACCGAAAAGAAAGGAAUCUUUUACCUGACUUUUGAAUAUUUUAGAUUUCCGAGAUGAGAGUCCAAAGCAGUUUUCUGGGUUUGGUAUUAUCAUUCCGAUUGCUUUGUGUAAUACAUUGUGAAGAUAUCGUAGUACAAGUUGUACAAGGAAAGAUUCGUGGUAAACGCAUUAACGUUUUGAAUAAAUCCGUUGAUGCUUUCCUUGGGAUACCUUACGCUGAACCGCCAACUGGCGAUCGACGCUUUAAACCACCAGUUCCAAAGGAGCACUGGCCUCAAAUAUUAAACGCAACAAAAUAUGGAGACGGUUGCAUGCAACUUCGAGACGAAGAGUUUCCCGGAUUUCCUGGAACUGAGAUGUGGAAUCCAAAUGUGAACUUGAGUGAAGAUUGUUUAAAUUUGAAUGUGUGGACACCUUUCCCUCGACCAAGUAACGCGGCAGUUAUGGUUUGGAUCUACGGCGGAAGCUAUUUCAGUGGUGUGUCUUCACUCGAUGUCUAUGAUGGCAAAACUCUAGCUGCAGAAGAGAACAUUGUUGUGGUAUCGAUGAACUAUCGCCUUGGAGCUCUUGGAUUUUUAGCAAUGGGUGAGGAAGCACCAGGUAAUGCCGGAUUACGUGACCAAGCACUUGCACUACAAUGGGUCCAGGAAAACGUUGCAAGAUUUGGCGGUAAUCCAAAUGUAGUAACGUUGUUCUCUGAAAGUGCAGGCUCUGCAAGUGUCAGUUUUCAUUUAUUGUCACCAGUUAGUCGCAAUCUAUUCAACCGUGCUGUAAUGCAGAGUGCAUCUGCAAAUGCUCCUUGGGCCAGUUACACCAAGCAAGAAGCUACCAGAAGAGGGACAUUGUUGGCUGAAAAUCUGGACUGUACUGAGAGCCCAAGUGGGCAACCUUACAACACAGAUGAAAUGGUAGAAUGUAUGCGAUUGAGUACGGCAGACGAGAUUCUCAACGGUAUGUGGGUGACUAGCGAAUUUUUGAACUUUGCGUUUGUUCCUGUGAUUGACGGCACAUUUGUUGUUGAAACUCCUGAAGCUACGCUACAAAAGAAUGCAUUUAAACCUUGUGAAAUAAUAAUGGGAAGUAACACAAAUGAAGCAUUCUUUUUCGCCAUAUAUGAAAUUCCAGGUUUUAGCUUACAUACAGAAAGUCUACUUGAUGAGAUGCAGUUCAGAGAAGCGAUUGAGUAUUGUUGGCCAAACAAAAAUAGGUUUGCUCAUAAUGCCAUUCAGUUUCAAUAUACAGAUUGGUUGAAACCACAAAACCAAGCAAGUUUUCGGGAUGCUCUCGAUCAAGCUGCGGGUGAUAACAAAUUUGUGUGUCCAACUUUCCAAUUCGCCAAGGCCUACGCUGAAUUUAAUCAAGAUGUAUAUUAUUAUAGAUUCACACAACGGGCUUCCAAUCAUCCAUUCCCAGACUGGAUGGGUGUAUUGCAUGGCGAUGAGAUCGCCUAUUUCUUUGGCCUACCACUUCAUCCAGAGAACGGAUUUAGUGUGGAAGAUAAACGACUAAGUCGCCAAAUGAUGGCAUACUAUGCAAAUUUUGCAAGAACAGGAAAUCCGAAUAUUAAAUCCGAUUCGGACAUGGAAGAGCUGAGGUGGCCGCUUCACACAGCCGAGGAUCUCGAAUUUUUGGUUUUAAAUGAAUCGUUGGUUGACGUUAAUAUGCCUACUGCUAUUGUAGGUCAGGGCCCAAGAGCAAAGCAGUGUAUGUUUUGGGAAAAUUACUUACCAGAGUUAGAAGCAAUGACAGGUAACAUCGACGAAGCAGAAAGCCAGUGGAAAUCAGAAUUUAGGGAAUGGAGUAACACGUACAUGGUCAAUUGGAAAGCAGAGUUUGAUAGUUACAUUUACAACAAAAAUAAAGUAUGCAGAGAUCCUUAGAGUGCAUGAAAUAUUGCGUAUGGUUAGUGGCCCACAUGUUCAACAUGUUGGUCAAUUAGAAAGAAGAAUUCGAUCAUUACAUUAAAAAAAAAACAUAACUUAUGAGCUGAAUCUUAGAACGCAUGUUCAAUGGUCUUUCAAAUAAUAGCAUUAUGCUCUCCAACGUGCUGAAAAAUUUUAGGAACUCUUAAUACUUUGUAUGUUGCC